UCCUCCGCAUCCGCGCGGGGGAGCGGCGAUCGGGGCUGAAUGGGCGCGAGCGCGGCGCCGGGGGCGGGCGGGGGCGCGGGGCCCGGGGCUGGAGGCCGGCCAGCGCCCCCUCCCUAGUAUGCGCAGGACGGCGGCGGGCGGCGCGGCGCGGCAUCCCCUGCAGCCGCGAACUCAGGCGGCGGCGACGGCGGCACCUGCCGGCCGAGCAAUGCCAGGCGAGUACAACCCUGUAAAGCUGAGAAGCGAUUGUUCAAGGCCCCCCCUGCCAUGGUACACCCGAGCCCAGAACAAGAUGAGAAGACCCAGCUUGCUGUUCAAAGACAUCCUCAAAUGUACGUUGCUUGUGUUUGGAGUGUGGAUUCUUUAUAUCCUCAAGUUAAAUUACAGUUCCGAAGAAUGCGACAUGAGGAAGGUGCAUUUUGUGGAUCCUGACCGUAUAAAGAGAGCUCAGAAAUACGCGCAGCAAGUCUUGCAGGAGGAAUGUCGACCCAAGUUCGUGAAGAAGGCAAUGGCGCUGUUAUUUGAGCACAGGUACAGCACAGACUUGGUGCCCUUCGUGCAGAAGGCUCCCAAAGGGAGUGAAACCGAGUACAAAUACGAUCCUCCUUUUGGAUUCCGGAAGUUCUCCAGCAAAGUCCAGACCCUCUUGGAUAUACUGCCUGAGCACGACUUUCCUGAGCACUUGCAAGCCAAGCAGUGUAGGCGCUGUGUGGUUAUUGGAAGUGGAGGAAUUCUGCACGGACUAGAACUGGGUCACGCCCUGAACCAAUUUGAUGUUGUGAUAAGAUUAAACAGUGCACCAGUCGAGGGAUAUUCUGCACAUGUUGGGAAUAGGACCACCAUCAGGAUGACGUACCCGGAGGGCGCGCCUCUGUCUGACACUGAAUACUAUGGCAGUGACUUGUUUGUCGCUGUCUUAUUUAAGAGUGUUGAUUUCAACUGGCUUCAAGCAAUGGUGAAAAAUGAAACCCUGCCAUUUUGGGUGCGACUCUUCUUUUGGAAGCGGGUGGCAGAAAAAAUCCCACUGCAGCCAAAACAUUUCAGAAUUUUGAAUCCAGUUAUCAUCAAAGAGACCGCCUUUGACAUCCUCCAAUACUCUGAGCCUCAGUCACGAUUCUGGGGCCGAGAUAAGAACGUCCCCACAAUGGGCAUCAUUGCUGUUGUCUUAGCCACGCACCUGUGUGAUGAAGUCAGCUUGGCAGGCUUCGGAUAUGAUCUCAGUCAGCCCAGGACGCCCUUGCACUACUUUGGCAAUCAGUGUAUGGCCGCCAUGGACUGGCAGACCAUGCACAAUGUGACCACAGAGACCCAGUUCCUCCUGCACCUGAUCAAAGAGGGAGUGGUGAAGGACCUCAGUGGCGGCAUCCAUUGUGAAUUCUGAACACAGCAGACCUCACUCGGAAAUGCAACUGGGACACUCAGGGCUGUUUUGAAUAGCCUUCUUGAUGCAUUUCAUCCUGCAAAUACUUUGAAGUGCAGCUGGCGUUUUAAACUUUUAAUUUAAAAAACAAAACAAGAAAUGUUUUAGUUCUUCCCACUUUUCUUUCCUAUUUAUUUGAAGUCAGUGUUCAUCUUUGCACAACAUCUUGUAAGUUAAUUUUCAGGAUGGAAUCGGAAAGACUUUUCAAAGAGUUGUAUGGAAUGAUGUUUUAUUGUAUUUUAAGAAAGUAAUUUAAUUUGUAAAAACCCUGUGCAUGUAGACUGCACAUGGAAUAGCAGGUGAUGAGGUGGAAGGAGGAGGGUCUGCUCCUUUAAUGAUGGCCUCGAAUGCCUGAUUCAGGUUCUCUGCUGCUCUGUUUGGUGGAACUCAUCGAGAUGUUUCCAGGAUAACAGCGCAGUCACUAUGCCAGCUGCUGGAGGCCCAGGCCAAUGAGAUGCAUGCUUGGGCCCAUUCUCUUGGUUAGCCCUCUGCCGAAGACUCAAAAACACAAAGACUGGCAGGAAUCAGCGGGGGGAGAGAUCCUUGGCUCCCUGGCUGGGGAGGGACACAGCACACGUUCUGUGUCCUCUGACUACUGUGAACUUGCCCUGGGCUGCAGAAGCCACCGUCUUCCCAGCAAUUAUGAGAACUCUUGAAUUUCUUGAGAAUUUUUUUUACUGCUCUUCCAAAGCACAUAAGUGUUCAUCUAAGACGUUCUGCUGACUGACUGAGGUGGCUUCCACAAAUUAGGACAAAACCUCUAUUAUCCAGAGUCAUGGGGGAAGAAAUCCUUUCCAGGAAUAACAAUGCUUUCUGAAACACUGAAAUGAAACCCCCAGUGUUACAAAUCAGUUAUUUAAAAGCCUACCUGACACUGUCUACCAGUCAAUGUGCUGGUCAAAAAAGAAAAUAAAAGCUUUUGAGGAGCCCUGCGGUCUAGUG
This is a messenger RNA of Castor canadensis (American beaver), 2362 nucleotides long. It is a transcript of the gene St3gal5, whose product is annotated as ST3 beta-galactoside alpha-2,3-sialyltransferase 5. The record is from RefSeq and is a predicted model, not a curated record. Gene Ontology annotation, molecular function: lactosylceramide alpha-2,3-sialyltransferase activity. Lineage: Eukaryota; Metazoa; Chordata; Mammalia; Rodentia; Castoridae.